This is a messenger RNA of Nestor notabilis (Kea), 882 nucleotides long. Its product is annotated as doublesex- and mab-3-related transcription factor B1-like. The transcript has 4 exons. Gene Ontology annotation, biological process: germ cell development; sex differentiation; regulation of transcription by RNA polymerase II. Gene Ontology annotation, cellular component: nucleus. NCBI's taxonomy places the organism in Eukaryota, Metazoa, Chordata, Aves, Psittaciformes, Psittacidae. The record is from RefSeq and is a predicted model, not a curated record. Gene Ontology annotation, molecular function: RNA polymerase II cis-regulatory region sequence-specific DNA binding; DNA-binding transcription factor activity, RNA polymerase II-specific. The coding region runs from base 1 to 882 and encodes 293 amino acids.
AUGGAGGGCGAGGAGGCCGCAGCGGUGGCGGCGAAGGCAGUGCUGCGCACGCCCAAGUGCUCCCGCUGCCGGAACCACGGCUUCGUGGUGCCAGUGAAGGGCCAUGCCGGGCACUGCCGGUGGAAGCUCUGCCUGUGUGACAAGUGUGCCCUCAUCACCGAGCGCCAGAAGAUCAUGGCAGCCCAGAAGGCCCUGAGGCAGCAGGUACCUGACCCCCCGGCUGGGCCCGCCGCAGGGCCCGUUCCUCUGGGCAAAGGUAUUGGGGCAGCCAGUGCCCCUGAGCAGAGCAGCCACGAGGGGAUGAAGGGUGCCCACCCCACCGGCAGCAACAGCAAAGGCAUGACGUGCAGGGGACCGCUGCCACCACCUCCCAGCAGCUCUCCCUUCUGGGACUAUGCUCACCCUGCUUUUCCUCCAGAAUACAUGGUCAAAACAGAAUACCUGGAGAGAGAACCUCCGAAAGUGUACCCUGGAUGUUCUGGGGUAUAUCCUUACCACCCAUUUCCCAUGGGAUUUGCCAUCAGUGAGUCAAGCUGUAGGGGAGCACCAUCACCUCCAGGGAUACCACUUCAGAGAGGUUUCCGACACAUUUCUAGCAACUAUGGGCCAGGGAAUGCAGCUUCUGUGUCAAUUCCAGAUGGAGGUGGAGAUUUACAUCAAGGAUACUAUGCUCCUCUGCCUCAGUUCAUCCCACCAAGUUUUCUGCCAGGGAUUCAUUACAUUCCACCUCCCCUUUCACUGAACGUGUUGGCUGAAACAACCAAGGAAGCACAUGCUACUGAAGGUGACAGUCAGGAUUCAGGGGCCGUUCGAGAACCUGGCCAAGAAUCUUCUUCCCCAGAAGAAACCAGCAGAGAUGAAGCUGUGUAUUCUAAAGAAUAA